AUGAAUUUAGUCACAACGAUACUUAUUAUUUCCAUUACCCUCUCCACUAUUCUAGCCAUUGUCUCUUUUUGACUUCCCCAAAUAACCCCAGAUCAUGAAAAGCUCUCCCCCUACGAAUGUGGCUUCGACCCCUUAGGGUCCGCCCGUCUGCCCUUCUCCCUCCGCUUCUUCCUCGUUGCAAUCCUCUUCCUCCUAUUUGAUCUAGAAAUCGCACUACUCCUUCCCCUUCCCUGGGGAGAUCAACUCUCUUCCCCCCUCAUAACAUUUGUCUGAGCCUUCACUGUACUCAUUUUACUAACCCUCGGGCUGAUCUAUGAAUGAACCCAAGGCGGCCUAGAAUGGGCCGAAU
Molecule: messenger RNA, 349 nt
Organism: Oreochromis niloticus (Nile tilapia)
Lineage: Eukaryota; Metazoa; Chordata; Actinopteri; Cichliformes; Cichlidae
Source: the annotation of a RefSeq genome assembly